Molecule: messenger RNA, 1116 nt
Organism: Hibiscus syriacus
Lineage: Eukaryota; Viridiplantae; Streptophyta; Magnoliopsida; Malvales; Malvaceae
Product: receptor-like protein 44
Exons: 1
Coding region: 52-855 (267 amino acids)
Molecular function (GO): protein binding
Source: RefSeq, a predicted model, not a curated record
UUCAUCUUCAUAGCCAAGGCCAAGCUCAUCAAAGACCAAUUCCUUUCAUUAAUGGAUGUCUUAAUUUUCUUCCUGCUAACCUGUGUAUCACUUCCAUUGGCCACACCAGAUCCCAACGACGAGACUUGUUUAACUCAGUUAAGCCAAACUUUGAAAGACCCUUUAAACAACCUGCGAAACGGGACCAAAUCCACCUUCGCAAACCCUUGCAGCGGUUUCACUUCUUAUCUCCCUGGUGCCACUUGUAACAACGGUCGAAUCUACAAGCUUUCCCUUACCAGCCUCUCCCUCCAAGGUUCCAUCUCGCCUUUUCUCUCCAAUUGUACCAAUCUUCAGUCGCUUGACUUGUCUUCAAACUCUAUAUCAGGCCCCAUCCCUCAAGAUUUACAAUACCUGGUCAACCUGGCCGUCUUAAACCUUUCAUCAAAUCGUUUACAAGGAGAGAUCCCUCAGCAGCUUACGUUGUGUGCUUAUUUAAACGUCAUUGAUCUUCACGAAAAUUUGCUUACGGGUCAGAUCCCUCAAGAAUUAGGCCUUCUGGCACGCUUGUCAGCUUUUGAUGUCUCUAACAACAGGCUUUCAGGGCCGAUACCAGCUUCCUUAGGGAACAGAAGUGGGAACUUGCCGAGGUUCAAUUCUACUUCUUUUCAAGGAAACAAGGGUCUUUAUGGGUACCCUUUACCACCUAUGAAAAGCAAAGGCUUGUCUGUUUUGGCCAUUGUUGGAAUCGGAUUGGGAAGUGGACUUGCUAGUUUGGUGCUUAGCUUUACUGGGGUUUGUAUUUGGUUAAAAAUUACAGAGGAAAAGACGGCAGAUGAAGAAGGCAAGAUGAGUCAGUUCAUGCCUGAUUAUUAAAAACUUCCAUAUUUGAUUUAACACGCCAUUGAAGAUUGCUGAGCUAAUAUUGAAAGAUUGAUAAUCCCAGGUAUGUUAUAAUUCUUCUUCCUUUCUCAAUUUCGGUGAGGAUUUUGGGCUAAUCACUUUUGACGAGUUUUUUUGGGGGAGAGAUUCUUUUUUUUUUUUUGUUAGUUUUCUUCUUUUGGGAGAUUUUCUGUGGUAUUUGAUUUUCAUUAACGUGUAUGGAGUAAUUCAAGCAUGGGCCUGUUCGUUUUCAAA